AUGAAUACCCUCGAACAACCAACAAUUGAAGAGGAGAUCACCUCAAUAUACAAGAAAACCUAUAAUCAAAGGGGCCUUAUCCGAUACCACAGAUAUUACAGAGAACCUGCAGACAAACCUGAUUUGAAAACAGACAAAAAAAUCGCUUCUAAUGAAGCAAAGCUAAACUACCUUGAAAAAAAACUGAAAAAUCUUCAGUUACUUCUUGAUGAACAAGCAGCAGGAUGGGAAAUCGUCUUUAUACAGACCCAAAAUGACCACGAUGAAGUCUGGAAGCAUGCGAGUCCCGGGCCAGACCUCGCAAAGAGACUACCUGAAUCUCACAAGCUAGAUUUGAUGAUCCAAGAUAACAACCGAACCAACCCUGUCUUAGGCAUAAGGUUCAUGUUAUAUCAGCUUCAGACUACGUUAGUGGGAUAUCAAGAACUGAAGUCGGGCAAGGAAUUCUGUCUGGAUGCUGAAGAUCGUUGGCUAGCCUUUGCGCGAUCGAAUAAUAGGGAUAAUCUGGAACUCAUGGAACGCUCUGCGAAGAAAGAAGCGGAAGCUGCCAAAGACCUAUUUCAAAUUCUUGAGCCAAAGAUCUAUUUUCUUGGUCUAACAUUGCGCCACUACGAAUCAGUCCUUGAGGGUUACGCAAAAUCUGCAAUGUUGUCGCCCUAUCGAGUGUGGUUGUGGGGAGAUACAUCUAAUCUAACUUCUAUUGAUGUGCUAGAAGGGAAAAUUGUUGCUGAGAACAAGAAUGAGCCAUUGAAGAAAGGACGCCUGUCAGUUCACAUACAAUCGAUCAUAGGGAUAAACGGGACAUUCAUUAGCAUCGAACCAUACAAUUUCUGGGAAAUGCCAACUGCCAGGUCUUCGAAAACAAUAUAUUACACAGAGUGGACAGGCAAGGAGAUUUCGCUCGAUUACGAAGAUGUCGAUACUAGAACCGAGAUUGAAUUGCUGAUUUAUGUGAGCGACAAUACUGACCUUAAGAUUCCAGUUGGUGCCCUCUGGCUUCGUGUCUCAGACAUUAUUCAUUCCAACAAUGCAGCCUCCCAUCAAGACGCCGGUUCAACCACAAUUGAUACAUGGUUCAAAAUUGCACCUGAAGGAAAAAUACACAUAAAACUUGUUUUUACAAUUCCUGUUGCUGCUUCUAAUCAAGCACUGACUGGUGCAAAUUUAGUCGAGCAUCUGGAACAGACUUUGGAAGAAAACGAUCGUCGCGUACUGGAGUACCAUCGUCUUGGAACGCUUUCAUUUCUUGUGCCGUGUCUAGAGACCACCGAAGAAGCAAAGCAACAUUAUCGUAUGAAACUGGACCCCAGUGAAAGCCAUCAGUUUGUGCCAUUUUUCAAUGUAUCAGCCAAUUGGUGCUGUCAUUGUGGGUUUUAUCUCUCUCAAGGACAGGGGAAUUGCGAGGGCGCCAAUAGACGAUGUGAAAAGUGCGGCUUGACAUGCCAUGCUCAAUGUCAAGCCUUGAUGCUACAUCCAAUGUCCUUGACUUGCAGGAUUUUAGCAAAUGCUCUAUGCAAGUCUUUAGCUACAAGUGUUACAUCCUUAGACUUGUUUAUGGACCAAGGACAUAAUAUACAUGCUACUGUUGCUUCUUUUAAUUAA
Molecule: messenger RNA, 1602 nt
Organism: Talaromyces proteolyticus
Lineage: Eukaryota; Fungi; Ascomycota; Eurotiomycetes; Eurotiales; Trichocomaceae
Exons: 7
Coding region: 1-1602 (533 amino acids)
Source: RefSeq, a predicted model, not a curated record